AUGCAUGUCCUUAUUGUUGGAGGCGGCCUCGGAGGCCUCAGCCUCGCCCAAUGUCUCCGAAAGCAGGGCAUCUCGUUCGAGAUCUUUGAGCGGGAUGAAAAUGCGGAUUCACGCUUCCAGGGCUGGGCAAUUGCCAUUCACAGUAUCAUUGAUCAAAUCACCACUGCCUUUCCAUCGGAUAUGCCCGAUCUGAAAGAGGCCACGAACCAUCUCGCGCCGCUAAACCUCCCGGCCCAGAUUGGGCUGUACUUUCCUGGCAGGGAGGGCCGUCUUGGUGUGCAGGACUCUCCUGAGCUACCGAUCAUCCGCUCCGAACGCCGUCGUCUUCGGGACUGGCUGGCUACCAACCUUGAUAUCCAAUGGGGCAAGCGAGUCAGGAGAGUCAAGCACGACGACAACGGCGUCGCCGUCUUCUUUGAGGAUGGGACUAGCGCCACGGGAGACAUUCUCGUCGGUGCCGACGGGAUCAAGAGCGUGGUCCGAGAACACCUCCUCCAAAAACCCAGCGACCAAGUCCUAAACCUCAUCCCCCUAGCGGCCAUCGUCGGCGAACUCGACCUCCACGGCAAAGCGUUCGCGCGCCAGCUCGCCCUCGGCCACAGCGCCUACAUCUUCAUCAGCCCAGACCUCGGCUUCUGGAACUUCGGCGGCCUGCACCACGUCUAUCCCGACGGGGUCUCGGGCCGGCACUACUGGAUGUUCAUGGAGCCCGACGCGCACGUCGCCGAGCCCACGCACUGGCUGCAGCGCGCGACCCAGGAAGAAAAACUCGCCUACGUGCUGGAAAAGGUGGGCAAGCUGCCCCCGAAGUUCCGCGAGAUCUUCGAGGCGACGCCUGCGAGCGGGAUCAAGGCCGAGCCGCAUAUCUGGCGUGAUCUGGAGCUUGAGGCGGAGAGUGUGCCUGCCGGGCGGGUCAUUCUGAUGGGGGAUGCGGCGCAUGCGAUGACGCCGUUUCGGGGGGAGGGGGGGUAUCAUACGUUUAUUGAUGCGUUGCAGUUGUCGAGGAUGCUUGGGAGCGUAGAUGUGCGGGAUAUCGAGGCUGUCAAGGCUGCGGUUGCGGCGUAUAAUGCUGAGAUGCUGGAGAGAGGGGUCGAGGCGGUGCGGAACUCGAGGAAUGACCAGCAGGCUAGGAAUACGGCGCGGAAGUCCAAGGUCGUCUCGGCGAUGCAGGAGGCGAAACCGCUUCCUGAGGUGGAGAUUGUUCUAGAGACGAGAGCGUGA
Messenger RNA from Aspergillus viridinutans, 1221 nucleotides. RefSeq names its product FAD-dependent oxidoreductase. Gene Ontology annotation, molecular function: FAD binding. The transcript is spliced from 4 exons. The record is from RefSeq and is a predicted model, not a curated record. The coding region runs from base 1 to 1221 and encodes 406 amino acids. Lineage: Eukaryota; Fungi; Ascomycota; Eurotiomycetes; Eurotiales; Aspergillaceae.